GUAAGCAUUCGUAUCUUUCACGUCAACACAUAGUGAAUGUUACAUUAAAUUAAAUCUUGCAUGCUUUUUGCCAGUUUCCUUUAAGAUUAGGAAACACAGUGUCCCAGCGUAAGAUUCAACUAUCUUUUUUUUUUUACACAGUAGUGUUAAUCAGUACUCUCAGCCGAUACAUGUAUUAUAUCUGAACUAAUAUUUUUAUUUGUGUUGUGAAGAGUGAUUGAACUUAAGAGAAAAAGGUGCCCCCAGUUAAUUAGUAUUGUCUUUCCUGUGGAUACGUACGUAUGUAAGUGUUAUAUUCGUAGAGGCGAAAUUGUAAAAGCUUCGAGUCACGCGAGUGUAUUACAGCUAGCUAAAGGAGACGGCUAGAAUGGCGGACGACAGCCACGAGAACGGCACAAGCAACGGCGAUGUACCCGAGAUAGAGCUGAUUAUUAAGGCUUCCACGAUAGAUGGCCGUAGAAAAGGCGCUUGUCUGUUUUGCCAAGAGUACUUCAUGGACCUUUACUUGCUUGCCGAACUGAAGACAAUCUCAUUGAAAGUUACGACAGUUGAUAUGCAAAAGCCACCGCCAGACUUUCGCACUAAUUUUCAGGCAACACCACCACCUAUUCUAAUCGAUAACGGUGAUGCUAUCCUCGAGAACGAGAAGAUCGAGCGACAUAUCAUGAAGAACAUACCUGGUGGUCACAAUCUUUUUAUUCAGGACAAAGAUGUCGCUACUCUUGUCGAAAAUGUCUUUAGCAAAUUGAAGCUCCUGUUGCUCAACGCGAAGGACAAAGACAAAGAUCCAAAGUCAUCAUCACUGAUGGCUCACCUACGCAAGAUCGACGAUCACUUGGGCCGCAAGGGUACACGUUUCCUUACUGGUGAUACUAUGUGCUGUUUUGAUUGUGAGCUUAUGCCUCGGCUGCAGCACAUCCGCGUUGCUGGCAAGUACUUUGCUGACUUCGAGAUACCAGAGAGCAUGGUGCACUUGUGGCGGUACAUGCAUCACAUGUACAGACUUGACGCUUUCCUCCAAAGCUGCCCGGCUGACCAAGAUAUAAUUAAUCAUUAUAAGCUUCAACAGAGCAUGAAGAUGAAGAAACACGAGGAAUUAGAGACUCCGACAUUUACCACGAGCAUCCCCAUCGAAGUCAACGAUGAAUAAAAAACACACCUUCGAACAUUAGGUCUACUCGCUUAAAACACACACAUGCAGACACAUGUAUAUGAAGGCUUAUUUUUUAUGCUUGAGUCCGAUGUUAACUAUAGAAAAAAUGUCUACCUAUACUUAAGAGCUUUUUUCGUAUACUUCGAAAUAGUAUAUUACGCAUCUAGAUUAGUAAAGUGAGAAAGUCUUGAAUUAUCCGCAUGGAUUAAUGGACAAUUUCAGGCGUCUUUACAUUGAACUGCGGUGCAUAGGGCUAAGUGAGGGUAUUAUUGCGGUUGCUCUAGUUAUUGUGGAACUCUUCAAUAAUGCCUAUAUUUUAAUUGAAUUGAUGAGUUAUGAUAGACAGCCACUUUAAAUUAUUAAACUAAAUUAUAGUGUAUCUAAUUAAUAAGAUUUGUAUCGCAAAACAGCGUUCAAAACUUUACAUUUGCAUAACAAAGUAUCACGUCUGCAAUAACUAGUGCACACAAACUUUUCCACUAUGAUGGUGUUGUUGUGGAUAAUCCGUUGAUUUUGUAUUGAAAUUGACCGCAAUAAUACGUGCAGAAUAAUGAAUAUACAGUACUGGCAAGUGAAGUUUUCAAACAUAUUUUUCAAUCAAUUUUCAUGAGCUUAUACAUUUAUACAGGUGGAAUAAAGUCGUUUUUGAGUCCAGUAUAGAUAAAAAUAAAAAAUAAAAAAAUUACAACGAUUUUACGAACUAAAUUUCUUCGAUAAAAGUUUAAAGCAAACCACUCAAAAAACUGCAAUAAUAUCCUCAUUUACCCCUAUAUCUUGUUACGUAUUAGUGCCGCCAGUAAACGGCUGCUUCAGUCUGCGCAGUAGACAGAAAGUAACUGCUUUCUGGCCACACGCACAAAACUUUUUUAUAGAAUCGAUAGUAUUUACAAAUCCAGUUGCGCACGUAAUCCGUCGAUAAUUAUGAUGGGUAUAACAAUAAAAAAAAAUUUUUAACUCUUA
Messenger RNA from Copidosoma floridanum, 2113 nucleotides. RefSeq names its product chloride intracellular channel protein 5 (gene Clic). Gene Ontology annotation, biological process: chloride transport. The record is from RefSeq and is a predicted model, not a curated record. Gene Ontology annotation, molecular function: chloride channel activity. Gene Ontology annotation, cellular component: cytoplasm; apical plasma membrane. Lineage: Eukaryota; Metazoa; Arthropoda; Insecta; Hymenoptera; Encyrtidae.